Echinostoma caproni is the source of this 396-nucleotide messenger RNA. Lineage: Eukaryota; Metazoa; Platyhelminthes; Trematoda; Plagiorchiida; Echinostomatidae. The record is from the annotation of a GenBank genome assembly.
AUGAAAGAACACCAUCGCCGCUGGCUGAGUCGAGGUGGUUCCGGAUCUAUCACAAGUGCGAUUCUCGCUCACUUGGUAGACACUGGCCAUCGUGUUGACCCAAGUGAAGCAUUCGGCAUUAUUUAUCAGGUUCCCGCGGACCGGUCCAAAUACGUUAGAAUGCGUACGUUGGCCAUAGCCGAGGCCAUCUGUAAUAGACAUUUGACCCCCGAACUAUGGGCCCAGAAAGGUCUUAUUCAAGCUCUCCAUCUCCCCUGGAUUCGCGAACCCACACCUCCCCCAUGCUCUCCCCCCUGCCCACACAAACAAACAUUUUCACACAACAACACCGAUCCCUCAGAACUGGGUCACACGAUCGUCGUGACAUUACUGCAAACCCCGGAAGCACAGAUCUGA